Molecule: messenger RNA, 3183 nt
Organism: Cannabis sativa
Lineage: Eukaryota; Viridiplantae; Streptophyta; Magnoliopsida; Rosales; Cannabaceae
Product: arginine decarboxylase
Exons: 1
Coding region: 742-2895 (717 amino acids)
Biological process (GO): spermidine biosynthetic process; L-arginine catabolic process
Molecular function (GO): arginine decarboxylase activity
Source: RefSeq, a predicted model, not a curated record
AAAACACGAGAAAUUAAAUUACAUUUAAUCUCCAAAAAAAAAAAAUAAUAAAGAAAGAUAUUAUUUCCAUAGGCUAAAUGGGCCCUGAUGGGCCCCACGGCCCAACUUGCUCGUCCUCUCCGAAAAUCCUAUAUAAAUUGGCUUGGUCAUUCAUGCAAUUCUCGCCAGUUCUUACAUCGUUCUGCUAACUCUUCGAAACACAACUUCGUAACCUAAUCUCUCUCUCUCUCUUUCUUUCUCAUUUCUUUAAAGUCUGAAACUUUCUUUUCGAUUUUCUCGCGUUGAUAUUUCCCAGGAAAGUUUUCUUUGCUUUUUUGUUUUUUUUUUUCCUUCUCCAUUUUCGAUUCGAUCUCUCUUUGUUCUGUCUUUAUUCCGUAACGGAUUUCAUAUUAACCGGAUCUGCAUGAGUUCUGUUUCUUUCCGUGUUUAAAUUCCUGGCCUAAUUUAAUUUUCUCACCUGCCAAACAGAAGCUUAAAAAGAAAAUUCUUCUGAGCGUUCGGUGUGGGGAUUUCGGAGACUGAGUGGUUGAGAGAGAGGGUUUACUCCGGUUUCAUAGAUUCUUUUACUGCUUCUUUUGAGGGGGGUAGCCGGGGCCUCGGCCUCGGCGGGUUCUAAAACCCCCAGCUUCACAAACAUACAGACACAUUGAAUAUAAAAACCCUAACUUUCUUUUUCUUCUUCUUUAUUAUUCUUCUCUAACAGUUCUUUCAUUCUUUUGAUCGUCGCGGUAUCAAGAAGAGAUGCCGGCCCUGGCGUGUUGCGUUGACGCUGCUGCCACAGCUCCUCCCGGCUACGCUUUCGCCGGGGAUAGCUCUCUUCCCGCGCCGGUCAUAUUUUCCGGCGUUCCUCCGGCGACAACCGCUACUGCCACCGCUUGGUCACCUUCCUUAUCGUCUGCUCUCUACAAAGUCGAUGGGUGGGGCGCACCUUACUUCGCCGUCAACUCUUCCGGCAACGUCGCCGUUCGCCCUCACGGCGCUGGAACUUUGGCGCACCAGGAGAUUGAUUUGCUGAAAAUUGUAAAGAAGGUUUCGGAUCCGAAAUCUAAGGGCGGGUUAGGUUUGCCCCUUCCGCUCGUUAUUCGGCUUCCUGAUGUGCUUAAGAACCGCCUUGAGUCUCUCCAGGCGGCGUUCGAUUUCGCAAUCCAGUCGCAGGACUAUGAAAACCAUUACCAGGGUGUUUACCCUGUGAAAUGUAACCAGGAUCGUUAUGUUGUGGAGGACAUUGUCAAAUUCGGAUCCCCAUUCCGUUUCGGAUUGGAAGCUGGGUCAAAGCCAGAGCUUCUCCUGGCGAUGAGCUGCUUGUGCAAAGGUAGCCCUGAUUCCUUCCUUGUCUGCAAUGGCUUUAAAGAUGUUGAGUACAUUUCGCUAGCUUUGAUUGCAAGGAAGCUUGCUCUGAACACAGUGAUUGUUCUUGAACAAGAGGAAGAGCUUGAUUUGGUUAUUGAGUUGAGCAGGAAGCUAUCUAUUCGUCCCGUGAUUGGUCUUCGUGCCAAGCUCAGGACGAAGCAUUCCGGCCAUUUUGGGUCUACUUCUGGUGAAAAGGGUAAGUUUGGGCUCACCACAACGCAGAUUUUGCGCGUUGUGAGGAAGCUUGAGCAGGUGGAUAUGCUUGAUUGCCUUCAGUUGCUGCAUUUCCAUAUUGGGUCGCAGAUUCCUACUACUGCACUGCUCGCCGAUGGUGUAUCCGAGGCAGCCCAGAUCUAUUGUGAGCUUGUUCGUCUUGGUGCCCAUAUGCAGGUUCUUGACAUUGGAGGCGGUUUGGGAAUCGAUUACGAUGGAUCCAAAUCUACUGACUCCGAAAUCUCUGUCAGCUAUGGGCUCGAAGAGUAUGCAUCUGCUGUUGUUCGGGCAAUUCGCCUUGUUUGUGACCGUAGGUCUGUGAAACACCCCAUUGUGUGCAGUGAAAGUGGCCGGGCAAUCGUGUCUCAUCACUCUAUUCUGAUUUUCGAGGCCAUCUCAGCUUCUGUUUAUGAUACUCCGAGCAUGUCCCCACUUGGGCUUCAAUUCUUUGUUGAGACUCUCUCAGAGGAAGCUCUAGCUGAUUACAAGAACCUUUCUGCUGCGGCCAUUAAGGGUGAGUCUGAUACUUGUUUGUUCUAUGCUGAUCAGUUGAAACAACGUUGUAUUGAUCAGUUCAAGGAAGGUUCUCUUGGUAUGGAACAACUAGCUGCUGUUGAUGGGUUCUGUGACUUUGUUUAUAAAGUGAUUGGUGUUUCGGAUUCGACUCGUACUUAUCAUGUCAACUUAUCGGUUUUCACUUCAAUUCCUGAUUUCUGGGGCAUUGGUCAACUGUUCCCUAUCAUCCCAAUUCAUCGGCUUGAUCAGAGGCCGGCUGUUAAGGGAAUUCUUUCAGAUUUGACCUGCGACAGCGAUGGGAAGAUUGACAAGUUCAUUGGUGGGGAGUCCACCUUGCCUUUACAUGAAUUGGAAGGUGGCAACGGCAACAAUGGUGGUUGCGGAUACUAUCUGGGAAUGUUCUUGGGAGGGGCUUAUGAGGAGGCACUCGGUGGAGUCCAUAACCUGUUUGGUGGCCCGAGCGUUGUUCGGGUUUCGCAGAGUGACGGUCCCCAUAGCUUCGCCGUGACGCGAGCUAUGCCAGGUCCUUGCUGCAGUGACGUCCUCCGAGUGAUGCAGCACGAGCCCGAGCUCAUGUUCGAGAUGCUCAAGCACAGGGCUGAAGAGUUUGGUCAGGAAGACGACGGCAUGGCUAACGCUGCCUUGGCUGGAGGCCUCGCCCACUACUUCCACAGCAUGCCUUAUCUUGUGGGGUCUUCUUGCUCCUUAACUGCAAUGAAUAAUGGUGGCUUUUAUUACUGCAAUGAGGAUGAAUACAUCGAAGCUGUUGAUUCUACAUCCACUGAGGAUGAACAGUGGUCCUAUUGCUAUGCUUGAGUUUUUAGUCUCUUACCAUUGUCGCCUAGGGACGUCUGUUUUAAACUUUUAUGUCUAUCAAUUUCUCAGUUAAAUGUUUCUUUUUUUUUUGUUUAUUUUGUUAAAAUGCAAAGGAUGUAAGAAACAUGGUAGAAGAAGAAUCCUUUGCGUUUUGUAGUAAAGAGGGCAUUGAACCGAAUCAACCCUUUUGAAAAUUCGGUAUCUUGAUGUACCUUCUUUCAAUGUUUCUUAGUAAAUUUCAGAUUUAGUUUUAAUAUAAUAAUACUUAUCUAAUAGCUUAGUUCUUAA